Symbiodinium sp. CCMP2456 is the source of this 341-nucleotide messenger RNA. The record is from the annotation of a GenBank genome assembly. NCBI's taxonomy places the organism in Eukaryota, Dinophyceae, Suessiales, Symbiodiniaceae.
GUCGUGCUCUCGAUCCUGGGGUUCUACUGCAUCCGCCUGGUCAGGAUGGUUAUGGGCCUCAAUGGCCCCAGCAUCCACCGCCUGAAGACGUGGCUGGUGAUCAACGUUUUCUUGUGCGUCACGCGUGUGAACCAGCUGCUCAUGGUGACGUUCGGCUGCCAGACCUACGAUACUUCAAGGCUGAAUUUGAACACCCAGAUCAAUUGCUGGUCCGACGAGCACGUCCUGUGGCAGCUUCUUUCAUGGAGUGGCAUUGUCAUCUUCUCGAUCGGCGGGCCGUUCUUUCUCUAUCGGCUCCUGCGAAGCUUCGAGAAGCAAGAUCUCCUGCUGAAUGCUCGAGU